Molecule: messenger RNA, 7603 nt
Organism: Portunus trituberculatus (swimming crab)
Lineage: Eukaryota; Metazoa; Arthropoda; Malacostraca; Decapoda; Portunidae
Product: SLIT-ROBO Rho GTPase-activating protein 1-like
Exons: 18
Coding region: 1238-5164 (1308 amino acids)
Biological process (GO): signal transduction; negative regulation of cell migration
Cellular component (GO): cytoplasm
Molecular function (GO): protein binding
Source: RefSeq, a predicted model, not a curated record
GCCUGGCAACUCUCCCUCUCUCACCUUCCCUCCGCCGCUCUCCCUGCCUCGUCUUGGACUCUGGACGCACUCUGGUGAACACAGUUUGAGUUUCUCUUUCCUUCCUCUGCUUGGCGGUCCCUGUGGUGGCGUGCGUCCGCUGGAAAAUAGGUCGCUUUGUGGACGAACUGGUGUCGCGUGGCGUACGGCGCGCACCCUCUCGGAUUGGUGGGUUCGCAGUACCACGCUCAUCCUGCCUUGCCGGGAGUGCCCAUCAUCUCCCCUGUUUUCCGUCUGCGUGUUUCCUUGUGCGGAUGUGUAGCGCCUCGCCGCCGCGCCCUAGAUACGAGGAGGUGUGGCAGAUGUGCAGUGGAAGGUGUGGGGCGGUGUUAAGGUGCAAAGCGUGCUGCUGCCUUGGGUUUGGUAGGGAAAGUGAGCACCGCUGUCGCCAACGCAGGGAGGGAGGCGGGUCUCCCAGCCUGUGCGAGAGGCGCCCUCGGAGUCACCAGCAUCCCAUGACCCUGGUGAAUGAAGUCGUUAAGUAUUAAUGCGAGUAUCGGGCGUCGAGGGAAAGGUGCGGACUGGCGACCCAGUGAUGGGCGGGGGUCAGCCAGCCAGGCGUGUGGCUGCAGAUGACCACCCCGCUCGCCGUAUGUUCCCGCUCGUGCCCUGCCAGCGGGAAAACAUGAACAUUCCAUGUGUGUGUGUCAUGGCGAGGACACAGGGUGCAGAGGGCGAGUGGGAGGCAGUGUGUGUGUGUGUGUGGGGCCGCGGGCUGUGUUGCUGCCAGGGAGAGGCCGCCGCCAAGACUCCCUGAAACGCCUUCCAACAUCUAGGGGAUAUUAUUAUUAUUAUUUUUUCUUUUUUAUUAUUGUAUUAUUAGUCACAUAUUUUACACCCUGUCUUCAUUCCUCGUAUGGCAUGAGAGGCACGCAGUGGGUGGGGCGCGACGUGACAUGCCCUGUGCCCGCAGUGCCUAGAUGGCGGUGGUGCCGGGAAACACCUGCGCGGAACAGCUGUUGAACGAGGUCAGACUCACACCUGUGCUGCGCUACGGUGGCCUGUGUCGCCGCGGCCGUGAGUGUCGGGGUAGGAGAGGGUGUAGGGUGGAGGCUAUGAGAGAAGCUGUCUAAUGUAAGCACAGACAGCUUUGUAUGCGCGCGGCAGCUGGACGCAAGUAUGGUAUUUCCAGCUGCUGUUAUGUCACCGGUGAACUAAAGGUGCCGGAACGUACCGCAGACUGGGAAGCGGACUCUGAAUGGACGUCACCAAGAGGCAACUGAUGGCUGAGUUGCGGUCACAGCUGAAUGAACAGUUGCGGGCGCUCGAUGGCCGCGUGGACACACAGACGGCCUUGGUGGGGGAGCUGCAGGAUUGGUUCCGGCGUCGUGCAGAGCUCCACCAGGAUUAUUCCUUCAAGCUGGACAAACUGGCCAAGUCCCUCCAGGCGAGGCACAAGGAACAGAAGUACAAACGUGAACAGCUGCAUCUGUUGAGUGUUUACAGCUGCUGGAAUUCUUUAGUAAACCAGACGAGGAAAGAUGCACGGGAUCACGCUGCUAUGGCUGAUGUCUACCUCAACAACAUCAUUCCACGGUUCACCCAGAUCCAGGAUGAUGUACAGCGGAUAUACAAGAGGUGUCGGGAAAUUGGUUAUGAAAGUCACGAGGAACUGCUUAAGGUACUCCAUGAGCUCCACACCACCAUGCGAACUUAUCAUACAUACCAGACGGAGUUCAAGAAUGCUGAGACCAAACUACGUAACUUUGAAGCUCAGAGAAGCAAGUUGGAGCAAGGCAUUCCAAAGGAGAAACUGGAAAAGAGCAAGAAAUUUAGAGUUAUCGAGAAGGAAAUUCAGAAGAGAAGUAACAAGUAUAUGGAUGCCAAGCUGAAAGCAUUGAAGGCCCGUAAUGAAUAUAUUCUCUCAAUGGACUCUGCCAAUGCUGCCAUCCAUAAGUACUUUGUGGAAGAUCUGUCUGACAUUGUUGAUUGUAUGGACUUUGGGUUCCACAGCAGCAUAGCCCGAGCCCUGAAGACCCAUGUGUCUGGGCAGGAGUGUAUGCGAAGGAGUCUGCAGGGAGGCAUUGAUGAUAUAAAUAAAACUAUCAGCAACUUAGACUCUCGCUUGGACAAACAAAGAUUCCUGGAAUUCAACAAUGCUGCCUUUAUGUUACCCAAGAAGUUUGAGUUUCAAGGACACAAAGGGGAUGAGACUCAUGAGGAUUCCACCACAACACAGGUGAACCAGGUGGUGGUGAACCGCCAUGUCCAGGAGGAGAUGGAGAAGCGCUAUGCCCAUCUUGUCUCCAGACUAACAAGCCUCAAGACAGAGUCAGAGGAGACCUGGAAGACCAUUGAAACAGCAGAGAAAACCCUCAUGGAGAUGAUCAACACACGAGAUUAUGAUUGUGCCCAUUACUUUGUUGACGAGCCAAGGCCAGACAACAAGCAACCCGAGUCCAUAAUGAUCAAGAUGAAAGCAGACCGACAAGAGACUGAGGAUUUCUAUUUAAGCAAAUUCCGUGAAUACACCCUUGGAAGCAAUCUCAUAACUCGCUUACAAGCAAGGUAUGAGCUGAUGAGAAAGGCACUUGGAGAUGAGACACAGGCCUCCUCCUCCCCAACACCGACAAGGAAUUUGGUGAACAAGCCACGUCGGCGUCGCAUUGGACGCAACCCUCUGAUGGGGCAACCUAAGCUCUUUGGCGGGUCCCUGGAAGAAUAUUUGGAGGCUACUAGUCAGGAGAUUCCUCUCAUCAUGAAGUCUUGCAUCAGGGUCAUCAACCUUUAUGGCCUGCACCACCAAGGGAUAUUCAGAGUCUCUGGGUCCCAAGUGGAGAUUAACAACUUUAGGGAAUCCUUUGAGAGAAUGGAAGAUCCUCUGGCUGAUGUGACUGACGCCUCUGACAUCAACAGUGUGGCUGGUGUUUUGAAGCUAUACUUGCGGGAGCUGAGAGAGCCGCUCUUCCCAACUGUGUUCUUUGAUCAGUUCAUGGAAAUUGCUCCUUUAGAGAAAAAACAUGAUUUUGUAGUGAAGAUGAGAGAUGUCGUGACCAGUCUUCCCCGCCCAGUGUUUGUUGUGAUGCGUUACCUCUUCGCCUUCCUGAAUCACUUGUCAGAGUUCAGUGAUGAAAAUAUGAUGGACCCAUACAACUUGGCCAUCUGCUUUGGUCCCACACUAGUGCCGAUCCCUGACGACAAAGACCAGGUUCAGUAUCAGAAUCUGGUGAAUGAGCUCAUCAAGAACAUCAUCAUCUUUAGUGAAGACAUCUUCCCUGGUGAUGGCGGCCAUGUCUAUGAGAAGUACAUUUCCCGUGACUCCAUAGACCUGGAGGUGGAAGCUUGUGAUGCACCAUCCGAGAAUCCCGAUGAAGUGGACUCAGAGCCAGGCCAGUCAGAGGAUGAUUCAGUAUUUAGAGACAAAGAUAUUGCCCUUCAGAUAUUUGGAAAAAGUGAAAUCUUAGAAGCCAUAGCGCAGUUUGACUUCCUGGCUCGGUCUGAACGAGAGUUGAGCUUCAACAAGGGAGAUGUGCUGGUGCUGCACUCCCAGGUGUCCAGUGACUGGUGGCGCGGCUCAUUCCAGGGCAAGCAGGGCCUCAUCCCUGACAAAUAUAUCCUCCUCAAAAUCAGGGAUGAGGACAAAGAUCGUCUGAGUGAUCGAGGUGCAGCAGAACAGUUACGUAGGCGUGCAUCUUCAUCAUCUGAGUCCAUCCUGUCAUCUUCCACCCAACAAUCCUCUGAAGGGGUGAUAAAACCUACUGCACACAAUGGAGCUGCCCAGGCUCCCCUAUCACCCUCUCCAGCAUCAAUGCAGAGUCAGGACUCGUGUGCCAGCCCAGUGAGUCGCGAUGGCCUGGGAGGAGCCUCCUCCUCGCUCGGGCUGGACUCUGGCGGGGUGUCAGACGGGGCACAAGCUGACGGGGGCCGCUCCACCUCUCCGCUGCCCAGCACCCCAGGGCAGGCCUCCCACUCCCCCACCCCCCCACACUCCCUGCAACAUGGGGCUUGUCUCUCCCUCUCAGAUGUGUCGAGUAUCGUGUCUGUCCAGGAGGAGGAGAGACUCUUCAUCAGUGGUGAAUGCUCUCUGCAGGUCUCCAUGCAGGGUGAAGGUGGAGGUGCUGCCACCUCCUCCCCCUCUUCCCCCCAACCCACCCAGCAUCCCUCCUGCCCCCUCCUUGAGCCGGUGACCCAGUCUGUGGCCCCUGCACUGGUGGAGGAAGCAAAUGAAAAAGCCCAGAUGGAGGAGUCUCCGAAGGGCAAAGACCUGGAGCAGUUAAGCUCCAGCAUGAUAAAUUCCUCUACCAGUGGUGACUCGGCAAUCCGGGGGCCACUAUCUCACAGUAUGUUAGAAGUUCAUGAUGACGCAGGAGAACGUGGAAUUGGGGGCCAGUGGGAGCAGAGGCCAAGGUGCCCCUCCCAAAGCUCCAAUUUGUCAUCGAGUAGUUCAGAAGAGCGGCUCAAUCACUCUUCACCCUCGCCUCGCACAUUCUUGGAGCGACGGGCUAAGCUGAAACCAGCCGCUGGAGCUCCUGAUUUGGUGAUGGAUCUUCCAGUCACACCACUAUCGUCUUCCCCAAAGGAGCAUGGUGGCAUCACUAGGAUACGACGCCCCUACCUUACUCGUGAAAGUCAAAGUUAUGAUAGUUCUUCCUCAUCAGGGGGGUCAUCGCCAGGCACACAGUCUCCAGACAUGACUGGUGGUGAAGUAUUUGCUAAACAGAAUUUGAACACAUUGAAGAAAACACCAGCUCUAAAGACUUUUGGGAGUUACAGUACUGAUGCUCAGACACAGACUUUUAUUGCACAUAAAUUAACACCCUCUCUCAGUUUAGCUCAAAGGAACACUGAGGCUACAGAGUUAAGGAUAACAGAGGCAGAAGAACCUGUCUCAGUCUCAAGCAUUGUUCGUGCUUUAGAUCCUGCCAUGCAACCUGUGGACUCAGAGGUGCGAGGUGAACGUAAAGUGUCCUCUGAGGUGCGGGUGGAAAUCAGGUCAGCCUCAGAUAGGCCACCAGAGGGACCUGCACCUUCCACUCCAAAAUUGGCAGCAAGGUAUCUAGAAGCAGUGGCAUUAUCAACAGGUGGGACAGGGUCAGUUUCUAAGCCACCUGUUCGAGCAAAACCAUCUGUUCUCAAGAAGCCUUCGUUAACUAGAGGAUCGCCUGAACCUGAACCAUCAAAAUAAGUUAUUAGAUACAAGAACAAUGAAGGCAUGGUUUUACUUUCUUUUGUAAAAUUGGCAACACAUGAAUUAGACAAUGAAACAAAAAAAUUGUAUUCAGUAACAAUAUUGUAAAUUUGAAUAUGAUUAAGUAAUAAUGUGAGGGCACAUUCCCUGCCCCUUCUCCCAUAGAAUGCCUAAUUUAUAUAUCUGUUGACAAAUUUCUUUGUAUAAUAUGACAAUCUCAGUUCCAGAAAAUUCUAGUUAAAAGUUUUAGCAUUAAGCAUAUUUGUAGAUGAACCUUAUUUACUGUGAAUGAAACUUCUAUUACUGUACCUCAUAAUGGGGGACUGAACAUACCAAUCAUUGUAUAUUGUGCUGACCUGGCAGGAGUUAGAUACAAAGCCUUGUGUAACUUGAAAUUGUUAUCAAGUACUAUUUAACUGAUUAGUAAUGGAAUAUUGGCAAGAAUUGAUAUUGUAUAGAUUGUAGUGAGUACCAGACAGCAGAGGGUCACCAGCAUGGUAUGUGUAAUGCCUGCUUGGAUGAGGUGAACAUAUUGCUCAAGGUCAUGGUGCAAGGGCAAGGAAAUGAUUCUUCCAAUGGUAUUUCUUUUACUCUAAGCAGUAUUGGUGACAUCUUCAGCCUUUAGUCAGUAUGUAUUAAGGUUGGUUGGUUAGGUCACUAGUAAGAAAACCAUGAGAAGGGUAAUCAAGGCCAAUUUAUCUGUCAGUGUUGUGGAGCUGAAAGAUAAUUCAGCAAAAAUUUACAUCAGUAUUAAAUUCAUAGUUCAAGUCCACUAAAAUUAAAUAUGGAUGUAUGUAUGUAUGUGUGUGUAAACUAUCUAGUGUGUGUGUUCAUUGCAUUUUUAGACUGAAUAAACAUCAUGUGCACUUGAUUGCACCAUCUGGAAGGUACUAACCUAGUCAGUGGGACAACAGUAUGGGUAUCAAGUGAUCCCAGCAGUGUGUAGAAACUCCAGAACAGCACCUGUCCAAAUGGGAAUGGAAUAUUUUCUUACAGAAAUUAUAUACAGACUGAAGUGCUUUAUAACCAGAUGGUGUUAAUACUGAUAUUGAAUGGUGCUUUCGUGGUGAUGACAUGAUACAGAAUAUUAUUCCCACAAUAGGAUGUUGGGGAAACUGACUGGAAAAAAAAAAAAAAAAAAAAAAAAGGAUUUAGGGAAGGGCUCAAUGUAGUGUAAACUUUGACAAACCAUUCCUGUACAUACACUGGGUGAGAAUGGUGAGUGAGUGAGCUCGAGUUGUGUUGACAAGGAGCAGUCCACUGCACAGUGCUGCACCAGGAAUGCCAAAACGCUUCAUACUUGAGCUUAUUGAAAUUCCAGGAAACUGCUCAUCCUACUCAUGUUUGUAAACAUACCAAACGAUUAAGAUGUAAGUGAAUAGUUUAUAGUGAAGCAUGAAGCACAAUUAUGUGAUACAUGAUAAAGGACCAAUCUGCUAAGUGCUUAUUUUCCUAUACGAUAACUGUAGUGACAGAAACAUUAUUAUUUCCACUCUAGCAACCUGUGGAUUUAAGAAAUCCACUUGUGGAUUAUUAAAUUUUAGACCUGAAACUCCUAUAAUGUAAAUACAUGUAUAAUUUCACCUGUGUCCAUAACCCAUGACACAAGGGCACACAGCUGAGGCUGAGGCCAUUCCCAUCAACCCAAUCAUGGUUGUGGAGAGAAUUUUUGAUGGCUAAUGGGGAUGCUCAUCAUAUAUAUAUAUAUAUAUAUAUAUAUAUAUAUAUAUAUAUAUAUAUAUAUAUAUAUAUAUAUAUAUAUAGAAUUGGCUAAAUGUGUUUCAAGCAUUGUGUAGAGUGCAACACAGUUUUCCAUGAGGGAGUAUUCAUGAAACGAUGUGGUGGCAAGACUGGUGAGGAAUGUUGUGUGUGUAAGCCGUCUGUUCAAGGGAAAGCUGGAAGAAUUCUUUAUACUGAUGAAGAAAAUGUCAUUGUUAGCCAUUUAUGGCUGCAUAUUUUUAUUUUGAAAUAACAAAAGGUUUAGCAACUUUUCGCUGUUUCAAUAGAUGAUCGUAUGGUACCUGCCUUGUUUGGUAGGAACUGUUGUUUCUGGUCACUUUUACUGUAAAUAUUAUUAUUCUGAAAACUUGAACUGAAAAUCUUGAAAAUAACUUGUUUAAUUUUUUUAAUUUAUGGUUCUUAUUCAUUAUUAAAUACAUUUUCAUCCCAGUCAGGUACAGGACAAAUAUUCUGAAACAUUUGAAACCUUUUUCAGUUUAGUGAAAAUUUCAGAAGUGUCAUAUAUCCAAGUCGUAUUCUGAUACAGAUAUGCACGUUUAGCCAUGUUACGUGAAGUACCCAUGAACGUUUAAUGCUGCCUGAGAUAAGUAUAUACUUAAAUCUAUCUUUUUAUAAAUAGCUGAUGGAUGAAUUCUAAGGAGGUACAGAUGGUUCAUGUACAUACUGAUAUCAAUGUAUAAAACAUUGAAAUAUAAA